UCGUUUUACUUGAGCUUAGGUUGUUGGUGGAAAGGUGAGGGUGAGGGACAAUUGUGAACUGCAUUAUGUAACCGAGUGAGGGACCUCCCACCUGUUCCCUUUUUCCUGCGUGAACGCUGAAGACUCGAACAGGAAACGACGACAGGAAAAGUUGCUGUGCAUGAAUCACAGUCUCCCCGACGUAAGAACACGAUGCCUGAUAAAACAUGCCCGGGACUGGCCGAGCACUCUGCCCUGCUACGGUUCACCUCCGCCGUGUUUUACGCCGGCUGCUCUUUGCUCAUUACGGUGGUGAACAAGACCGUGUUGACGAGCUUCAGGUUUCCAUCCUACAUGUGUCUGGGAAUUGGCCAGAUGAUCACCACUAUUGUUGUCCUUUAUGCUGCCAAAAGGUGCAAAAUUGUCCAGUUUCAGGACUUUGACAAAAGUAUUCUUAUAAAGAUGUUCCCCUUGCCUUUGCUAUAUGUUGGAAACCAUAUAACAGGACUGGGCGGCACAAAAAAACUCAGUUUGCCCAUGUUUACAGUAUUACGGAAAUUCACCAUAUUGAUGACAAUGAUCUUGGAAGUAUACAUACUAAGAAAAACCUUCCCAAAUCAGCUAGUGUGCAGUGUUGUGACGAUAGUAUUUGGUGCCAUGGUUGCUGCGAGUUCUGACCUGGCUUUCGAUAUUGAGGGCUACACUUUCAUCCUCCUUAAUGAUGCCUUCACUGCUGCCGGCAAUGUGUACACUAAGAAGAAAGUUGGCAAUGAGGGUCUUGGGAAGUAUGAUGUGAUAUUUUACAAUGCACUGAUCAUCGUCAUCCCCACUAUCUUGGCAAGUGCAUUUACUGGAGAUUUACACAAGGCAGCAGAAUUUGAGAACUGGUCCAAUGUUACAUUCAUUUUUUGUUUCGCCUUGUCCUGCUUCAUGGGGUUUGUAUUGAUGUAUUCCAUAGUCCUGUGCAGCUAUUACAACUCUGCGCUCACCACCACAGUCGUCGGGGCAGUAAAGAAUGUUGCAGUAGCCUAUAUUGGUAUGUUUGUGGGCGGAGACUACCUCUUCUCUUGGACUAACUUCAUAGGCCUCAGCAUUUGUAUGUCCGGAGGACUCUUGUACUCGUAUCUCACCUUUAACACCAAAUCAUCUGGAGAUUACACACAAGGAACACAAGACAUAAAGAUUGACAUAAUCAAAGACUCAACAGGGAGAUACUCCACCAACUGAAUGGACAGUGUUGUAGCAUUCACCACUGAGUGGCAUUGUUCUGCUUCAUAUUGGAGAGCUAAUUUAAAAGGUGUCAUUUGCAGUGGGUACAGAUGUAGUUCAAGGGGUGGAUUGUUUUUUUUUUAAAUGACUUUUAACACUGUGAGAUAGUACAUUCUUGUCAGUUUCUCAGGAAAUAUAUUAUGCACUUAAAAAAAUCAGACAUAUUUAUGAUCAAUGAGUUUGUAGUUUGGUCCAGAUAAUGAAUGUUUUCAUUUAUAGAUUUCAAGAGACAAUGAACGAUUGUGGAGUCUUAGAGGAGGUUUGCCCUCCCGCUGUGAUUGUAGGUCCAGGGUUGGACUGAAUAAAGUGACUAAGUCAGAGUCAAAUCUGA
Molecule: messenger RNA, 1579 nt
Organism: Solea senegalensis (Senegalese sole)
Lineage: Eukaryota; Metazoa; Chordata; Actinopteri; Pleuronectiformes; Soleidae
Gene: slc35d2
Product: solute carrier family 35 member D2
Exons: 12
Coding region: 193-1206 (337 amino acids)
Cellular component (GO): Golgi apparatus
Molecular function (GO): antiporter activity; GDP-fucose transmembrane transporter activity
Source: RefSeq, a predicted model, not a curated record